GGACUAAAAACUUGCAUUUUUCAUCUAUCAUAUUCUUCUUCUUUUCCCCAGUUCAGUGAAGAAGCAAUCAAGAAACAUGGAAGCCUGUUUUUUCUCUUCAAAUUCCUUUACAAAAUCGUUGGAAGUUGUCAUCCCUUCGAUCAAACCCGGAGUCUUUGUGCAACCCAAGACACUGUCUUCUCGAAUUCGGUUUAGAAAAGUAGGCACUUGCUCUAGUACAACAUGUUGUCAAUCACAAUCAAAUUCACCAUCGCCUUCGUCCAGAGAUGAGGAUAAUAUGUUUCAUGAUGCCGAUUGGCGAUCAUUCAGAGCAAGAUUAGUAGCUGGAGAACAAGCAUUAACCUCACAAGAAUCUUCUCCCAACACCACAGUGAACCCACCACCAUCUGUUCCAAUAGGCGAAAAAUGGGUUCAUGCAAUACAUGAACCCGAAAAACGGUUGCUUAUUGAUUGCAACCGAGAAACUAAAUGGGGUCCACAUCUUCAAAAAGACAGUGGUGCUCCUGUUAUCCACGGGUCCAGUGGGCACAACUGGCAUCAUAAUUAACCGCCCAUCACUCAUGUCGAUAAAGGAGAUGCGGUCAACGACACUAGACGUGUCAGGAACAUUUUCAGACCGACCACUGUUCUUUGGUGGGCCCCUUGAAGAAGGGUUGUUCUUGGUGAGUGGGGGUGAUGAGGUGAGAAAUAGCGGGGUGUUUGAUGAAGUAAUGAAAGGGUUGUAUUAUGGGACCGAAGAGAGUGUAGGGUGUGCUUCUGAAAUGGUUAAGAGGAAUGUAGUUGGAGUGAACGAUUUUAGAUUUUUUGAUGGAUAUUGUGGGUGGGAGAAAGAACAAUUGAGAGGUGAAAUAAGGGCUGGGUAUUGGGCUGUUGCUGCUUGUAGCCCAAAUGUAGUUGGGCCGGCUAAUGAGGGAAGUAUUGGGCUUUGGGAUGAGGUUAUUGGGCUUAUGGGGCAGAAGAAAGUUUGGUAAUUCAUAUUUCAUAGCCCAAGUCAACUUUUUUUUCUUUGAGUCAAAUAUGUAAAUUAUGAUGUGGCGAAUCAAACUAAGUCAAGAAGUGAUAUGAAGUUCGUAAAAUGACAUGAUUAACUAUGAAAGAAUGUAAGAAAUCUUUAACAUAUUAUUAAUUUAUGUAUUAUGUAUUAUGUUAUUUCUUAACUAUGUAAUGUGAAAACUUGUAAUUUGUGA
This is a messenger RNA of Lactuca virosa, 1187 nucleotides long. NCBI's taxonomy places the organism in Eukaryota, Viridiplantae, Streptophyta, Magnoliopsida, Asterales, Asteraceae. The record is from the annotation of a GenBank genome assembly.